AUGGCAAGUGCUUUCAUUUCAACUUCCGGAGAGCCAGCGGAAGCGGAAGUCAAAGAAAGAAUUCUGGAACGUGAUGCGGGUUUCGUCUCAGGAGGUGAAGAUGACGACUCAUGUUCAGGGCCAGCUCAUUCCGAUGACUCCGGCGUCAGGCUUGUCGUGUCCGACUCCAGAUGCAAGAGAGAAAGGACCCCCACCCGACUCCAACCACCUAAAAAAAGAAUACGACUCGACUCACGGGAAGAACUCCAAAGCCCAGAAAGCGACACCGUCAGUCCGUUCAGGCCCUGGUCAUUCGCCGAACCUCAGAGUGAACCAUUAUCUUUAGUUAAGAAAACAAGUGAGACUAGCUUAUUAAGACAACGAAGGAGGCCGGAACCCCCUCCUCCUCCCGUUCCACCCCCACCGGCUCUCGAACCUAGACCGGGACCGCCCAGAGUUCCUCCACACCCAGGCGUUGUCGAACCGUACCCUGAAAAGUCGAAACCAAGAGAACAGAGGAAUUAUAAAAACAUGACCAGAGAAAGGAGAAUAGAAGCAAAUGCCAGAGAAAGAACGAGAGUGCAUACAAUAAGCGCAGCCUUUGAUACGCUAAGGCGAGCUAUACCAGCAUAUAGCCACAACCAAAAACUCUCAAAAUUAUCUGUUUUACGGAUAGCCUGUGCAUACAUUGCCGCUUUGUCAUCUAUAGUCGAACCUGAUGCAGAUUUGGCUGCAGCAGUGGAAACUGUCACGCAUACAAUACAUACAGAAGGAAAAUUGCGGAAAAAGAAAGACGAUUCCUAAGUGGCAUUAAGAAUUUGUCCUUUGUGAUUGGGUAUUAGGAAUUGCACCACGAUGAUGCGAAUAUACAAAAUGCAUUCGUUCUACAAUGCUCAUUGGUUCCUGAAUAAGUGAUAAGUUUAAGGUGCUUUAUAGGAGCAUUGAUUAAUCGUGUUAGACAUUGACAUACCGUCCUAUGAAGCCUGUUCAAAAGUCAUUGUAUUAGUACAAAAAUGACAAUAACGUUUCUUUCCUAUACAUAAAUGAUAUAAUAUUAUACUUUAUAGAAAUCGUCAAUUUUUACAAAUUUAUUAUAUGACUAUUUUAUGUCUCGAAAAGUGAUAAAUAUUAUAUAAUGUCAGCAUAAUGUACCUUGUAAGUGGUACUGUAAAAAACCGAGUAGUCUUGGAGCGCGCUGUCGUAAGUCGUAAAGAAUGUUACAAAAAUAAAAAUUAAAGUUUGAUAUGGAUUGAAGGUUUUUUGUGCAUUUUACAAUAUCACGGCUU
This is a messenger RNA of Hyposmocoma kahamanoa, 1265 nucleotides long. RefSeq names its product protein atonal homolog 8 (gene net). The coding region runs from base 1 to 783 and encodes 260 amino acids. Lineage: Eukaryota; Metazoa; Arthropoda; Insecta; Lepidoptera; Cosmopterigidae. Gene Ontology annotation, molecular function: protein dimerization activity; DNA-binding transcription factor activity. The transcript is spliced from 2 exons. The record is from RefSeq and is a predicted model, not a curated record.